This is a messenger RNA of Geodia barretti, 1212 nucleotides long. Lineage: Eukaryota; Metazoa; Porifera; Demospongiae; Tetractinellida; Geodiidae. The record is from the annotation of a GenBank genome assembly.
AUGUUGGGGAUCGUGCCGUAUAUCACCACGUCGAUCAUGAUGCAGCUGCUCGUCCUGGUAUUCCCGAAGCUGAAGAAGAUUUCCCAGGAGGACGGUGGCCGCAAGCGCAUCCAGCGCUACACGCGCAUCGCCACGGUCGGCGUCUGCAUCAUUCAGUCGUUGACGGUCACGACAUUCGCCGGCCAGAUCCCCGGCGCUAUCAUCAUGGAUCGCAUCCCGUUCACGCUGCUGGCGACCGUGACGGUAACCGCGGGCACGAUCUUUCUGAUGUGGCUCGGCGAGCAGAUCACCCAGCGCGGCAUCGGCAACGGGAUAUCGCUGCUUAUCUUCGCCGGCAUCGUCGCACGCAUUCCGGACGCGAUCUACCUGAUGAUCAAUCAGGUGCAGCGCGGGGACCUGAACCCGGUGUUCUUCGUUCUCGUGCUCGGCGCGUUCAUCGGCGUGAUCUCACUGGUGAUCUAUGAACAGCAGGGUCAGCGGAGGAUCCCCGUCAACUACGCCAAACGGGUCAUCGGCCGCAAGGUGUACGGCGCGCAGAACGCAUAUCUGCCGUUCAAGAUCAAUCCGUCCGGCGUCAUCCCGGUGAUCUUCGCUUCCUCUGUUCUGAUCUUUCCCCUGCAGAUCGCUCAGAACCUGGGCGGCGACCUGCCGUGGCUUUCGCGGUUCGCCGGUUGGCUGACGCCGAACGGCCUGCCGUACAUGCUGUUCUACGCGCUGCUGAUCGUGUUCUUCGCCUACUUCUAUACGCAGGUCACUCUGAAUCCCGUCGAGAUCAGCAAGCAGAUCCGUGAGAACGGCGGCUCGAUCCGCGGCAUCAGCUCCGACAACAUGACGGAGUACCUUACCAGGGUACUCAACCGGAUCAUCCUGCCGGGAGCGCUGUUCCUGGCGGUGAUCGCCAUCAUUCCGUCGGUCAUCCAGGCGCUGUUCAGGUUUCCAUCCAGCGUUGCCUUUCUGAUGGGGGGCACGUCGCUGCUGAUCAUGGUCGGCGUGGAUCUGGACACGAUGAGUCAGAUCGAGGGGGCAUUUGAAAAUGCAUCAUCACGACGGUAUCGUCCGCAAGGGCCGCGUACGGGCCCGCAAUCUGUAGAGGCUAUUAUGAAAGUCAGAGCCAGCGUGAAGAAGAUGUGCGCGAAGUGUAAGGUCAUCAGGCGUCGCGGCGUCGUCCGCGUCAUCUGCGACAACCCGGAACACAAACAGCGACAGGGGUAA